CCUUGCGGUGUCCCAGUUCUUCCAAGGCGAUGUAGCUCUUUACCAGCAGGAGUAAUGAAACAGGGAGAGGAGAGGCAGGAGAGAGAGGAGCGUUUUCCGCAGCUGAGCCCCAAGACCGCAGAGGACAAACACAAACUUUCAGGCAGCGGGCUGGAACGUCAGAUAUCUGUUUUCAUCUGGAUUCAUCCACGGCCUUCUUCUGUUUGUAAAACGUGAUUUUUUCCCCCCCUUCCUAUUUUGUCGCAUUUCCUUGGAAGUGAUUUAUUGGGCAAUGGUGAAACGGGACACAUUUUGCGGAAUCCGCUCUUUUACCUGUGUUUUCUCCUCAAACUUCCCCUCGGAGAGGGAGAACUGAGCUGGAUCUGCUUUGUAUCUUGAAGUACAUUAGAAAGAGGGAUUUCCUGCGAACUGCCAUCAUUCCAGCCUUGAAUAAUGUUGGGGGCCACACACCGUAACGGCCCCGCUCACUUCUGACCCCAAAAUGGAGCUGAAGGUCUGGGUGGAUGGCGUCCAGAGGGUUGUGUGCGGGGUCACGGAAGCAACCACCUGCCAGGAAGUGGUGAUUGCUCUGGCUCAGGCUAUAGGUCGCACUGGGAGGUACACUUUAGUCGAGAAAUGGCGGGACACAGAGCGCCACUUAGCCCCUCAUGAGAGCCCAGUGGCCUCUCUGAACACCUGGGGUCAGUACGCUGGUGACGUUCAGUUAAUCCUUCAUCGUACGGGCCCCUCGCUCACUGAACGCCCCCCAUCAGAGGGCCCCCCACUUAGGGGUCCUGAACGCGGCCUCCAUCGUCAGAGCCUGCCUCCUCUUGCAAAGCUCCGUCACCCCAACGAUGGCUCUCUUCACCGCCGUGAACCGCGCCGGAAGUCUCUGACCUUCACCGGUGCGCCUCGGAGCCUGAGGGAGAUCCUGAGCGGAGGGCGGAUCGGGGAUGCCGAGGGGAAGCGGAGGCUCCUUCUGGGAAACGGGGGGAUUCACCACCAUGCGGCGCCAGCCUUUGGCAUGGCUCCCCCGGGCCUGUGGACCUGUCACAUGGAAGAUUUGGUCAGACUGGUCAGUCUGCAAAGAGAGACUCUGACCGUGCUGGAGAAGAAGCUGGAGGCGUACGAGGCCGAGCUCCUGGACUGGUCCGAGGGCCGAGGGGGGCGAGGGGCUGGGUGCGCUGCAGAUCUGGGUAGAGGUGGAGGGCUGUUGGAGGAGAUCCUGAGGCUUGAGAAGCACCUUAGGAAGAAUGAGGUGGAAAUGGAAGAGGAAGAGUUUUGGGCCACUGAGCUGCAGAUUGAGAUAGAGAGCGAGAGGCAGCUGGAGGAAAGACUGCAGGAGCUGCGUGGACGACUGCAGGGCUGCGAGAUGGAAAUUAAAGAAAAGCUCACAAUGUUAAAGGGGGUAGAAGCAGGUCUUGAGGAGGAGAAGCUGCAGAGAGAGCGCCAGGAGACCCAAUGGGUCAGUGAAGCUGAGGCGCGGGCUCAGGUCCUCCGGGUCAAGGCGGAGUUGAAGGCCCAAGAGAGACAGGCCAUCCAGCUGGAGAGCAGCUGCAGGGCUGUGGACAGAUCACUUGGACAAAGCAGUAAAAAAUUACAGGACAUGCAGCAGGAGCUGGAACAGCUGACCAAGGAGCUGCGGCAGGUGAACCUGCAGCAGUUCAUCCAGCAGACUGGAACCAAGGUCACAGUGCUGCCCGCUGUACCAACGGAGGAGGACUGUGCAAACAGCAGCUCUGGUUCAGAUUUGGCGGUGCUGACUGGCUCGCUGAAGCGUCCUGUGUCCACCCAGCCUGUGUCCAGCCACCUCCGCGUCCUCGCCAACCCUCUUAGCUCUGCCCUGAACCCAGAGGGGAUCUACGUCUGACCCUAAGCAGAUUGUGUGUGGCCAAAGAUUGAGCUUGUUGCAUGAUUGUGCUGGCGGCCAUCUUUGAAUGUGCAGAGAGUUCUCGAAGCCGAUCGGUCGACCUGGCAGUGGUAGUCAUAAAGUGGACAGUUUCAGCUACGACAUGAAGUAAGAGUGUGAGAAUGUAAUUAAAAUGGCUUGUGUGCAUCUGUCUGCAUGCGCGCACACGCAGUGUGGAAUUUUGAAGGUUUGAAGCACUUGUUAAAUCAUGAAAAUGUUUGUCUGCAUAUAUGUCAGCGAUUCGAGAAAUUUGCCUAUGUGUGAGUGCAGAAAAGCCAAGUUAUGAAGCUUCACUUAGGUUGUAGUUAAGCUGCUAAACACAUUAAAGUGCCUUAUCCUCAUAUUGUUAAUGGUGUUUUCCAGCAUAGAGGAGGUGUUAUGGAGGGCGUUGUUGGAAAAUUCAUUAUUGAGAUCAAGACAACUGUAGAUUUCAGUGCUGGUAUGCAACGUGAGCAGAAGAAACUACAACCUUUCUUUCAGUGUUUUGUAGUGUUUUGUAGGAAUGUCAAACUAAACAAGAAGGAUCUGUACUUUGUCACUGUAUUGUUACCGUAAUACUACAUGCAACAGUUAAGUUUCUAAUCGUUUUCCCUUUUUGUUUUUUACUUGCAACACGUGUACUGUAAUUUGGAUCAGAACUUUCACAUUGUUGUGGUCACUGUUUACAACUUCAUAUCUUCUUGAGCUCUAAUAAGAUGUCAACUUUAAAUAACUUUUGUUUUGUUUUUCUUGCCUUAAUCUACUGCAGAUUGUGGCCAGUUGUGUAUGGCUGUAACAGAAUGCAGAUAUGACAUGGAUUGCAUGGUUCAAUAAACCAUCUGAAUAAAA
Molecule: messenger RNA, 2716 nt
Organism: Gambusia affinis (western mosquitofish)
Lineage: Eukaryota; Metazoa; Chordata; Actinopteri; Cyprinodontiformes; Poeciliidae
Gene: rassf8a
Product: ras association domain-containing protein 8
Exons: 7
Coding region: 482-1849 (455 amino acids)
Biological process (GO): signal transduction
Source: RefSeq, a predicted model, not a curated record